Molecule: messenger RNA, 1929 nt
Organism: Aspergillus clavatus NRRL 1
Lineage: Eukaryota; Fungi; Ascomycota; Eurotiomycetes; Eurotiales; Aspergillaceae
Product: WASP family protein
Exons: 3
Coding region: 1-1929 (642 amino acids)
Molecular function (GO): actin binding
Source: RefSeq, a predicted model, not a curated record
AUGCCAUCUAUCCUUAGUGACGCCGACAAGGAAACUGUGAAGCGGAAUGUUCCAAAACCUUCCAACAAAAUUCUUGCUGUAGGGGUUGCGCGGCUAUAUGUCGCGUACCCGGAUCCCCAUCGAUGGACAUACACAGGAUUGCAGGGUGCCGCAGUGCUCGCGAACGACCUGGUCGGGCGGACGUUUUGGCUGAAGCUAGUGGAUGUCUCGCCCGCCGGAAGAGGUGUGAUUUGGGACCAAGAGAUCUACGACAAUUUUUCAUACAACCAGGAUCGCACGUUCUUCCACACAUUCGAACUCGAAGACUGCCCGGCGGGUUUCUCUUUCGCCGACGAAAAGGAGGCCAAAACUUUCAUCAAGAAGGUCCACGAGCGGGAGAAGCAUGCAAGCAAGGAAACCCGUCAGACACCGUUCGCAUCAACCAGAGGCCAAGGCCCUGCGCCUGUUGUCAGUGGAAAAUCAGGCGUGGGACGAUCGCUGUUCGGUAGUUUACUAGGCCAUCGGUCAGCGUCGGGAUCGAGCGCACCACCACCACCACCGGCGGCACCUGCUGCAGCACCCUACGCGCCUCCUACGCAGUUAGCUCCGGCGUCUCGGCCCCCCAGUGCUUCCCGCAAAGAGUUGCCCUUUGAUACAAGUGAUCCAUCAUGGAAGGGGCUCCUGGACGAACUGCUCCAGAUGGGAAUUACAGAAGAUCAGAUUGCGGAGAAUUCCGAUUUCAUCAAGGCGUAUAUUGAACAGAGACAAGGGAACGAGGCCGACUCUACGCCUUCUGAAGAGCAGAAGCGAGGCAAGGCCCCGCCUCCUCCCCCGCCUCCCUCCGGCCCUCCCGCACUGAAAAUGACUGCGAUCAGUCCACAGAAUACCGGGAACAGUGCAGGCAGUCGAAGGGGCGCGCCUCCGCCACCUCCGCCAUCUCGAAAAGUCCGCCCUGAAGCGGAAGAGGAACCAACCCCUGCACCAGCUCGUGAACCAUCACCGCCAAGACCCAGAUUCCGUGCACCUCCUCCUCUUGCAGAUGCUGGUAAACUCGCCCAUGUCGUUAGCCCUCCCCUCCCUGGCCGGCAGAGAGCCAUGUCUGGCGCGACUCCCGGUCCACCUCCGCCCCCUCGGCCUCCCAAGAACCCGAUGGAGGAUGGCGGCGGAUUUCGGUUCGGUGUUCCUCCGCCUUUCCAUGGGGAACGCAAGGUAUCUGCUCCCCCCGCACCACCUAGUCGUAGCCCGGCCCCUCCAGGGCCUCCUCCGCCUCCUCCGCGAAGCCCUGCUACUCCGCCGCAACUUCCACCCAAAGUUCCCCAUGCCCCGACUUCAGCAGCAGGUCCUCCGCCUCCACCGCCAGCUCGAAAUCCCAUCUCAUCCCCCCCUCCGCCUCCGCCAGUGCCUGCUGCUUCACGGCCAAUCCCUCCUCCGCCAGCGGCCAGUGCUGUGCCUCCCCCUCCACCUCCUCCUCCUCCCCCACCACCUUCGGCGAGCAUUCCACCGCCGCCGCCUCCACCUCCACCUCCUGUGUCACACGUCCCUCCUCCGCGGCCCCCGCCACCCCCAUCAAGCGGAGGUCCACCACCUCCUCCACCUCCUCCGCCAGCUCCUGGUGGCUUUGCCCCUCCUCCCCCACCCCCUCCACCCCCAGGCGGUGCGGCUCCACAUUUGCCUCAGCCAGCUGGGGAUCGGGGCGAUCUCUUGGCUGCUAUCAGAGCGUCUGGAGGCAAGGGAGGUGGAGGUUUACGGAAAGUCAAGGAUUCAGACAAGAAAGAUCGAAGCGCCGCUCUCGUCCCGGGAUCCGCCGCUGAAUCGUCUGCACCGACACCAGGCGGCGGUGGUGCUGCUGCUCAAGGAGGUCUGGCAGGCGCUUUGCAAGAUGCUCUUGCGAAGAGAAAACAGAAAGUUAGCGGCAGCGACGACGAAAAGGACGAUGACGAUGAUUGGUGA